Molecule: messenger RNA, 3105 nt
Organism: Xenopus laevis (African clawed frog)
Lineage: Eukaryota; Metazoa; Chordata; Amphibia; Anura; Pipidae
Gene: phax.L
Product: phosphorylated adaptor for RNA export L homeolog
Biological process (GO): snRNA export from nucleus
Cellular component (GO): nucleus; cytoplasm
Source: RefSeq, marked provisional
GACAAUGUUUCAUCACGCUCACAUUCAGCAGCCCGCGUUCUUCGCUCUCUUGACGUGUUUCCGGUUCCGGCUGGGUGUCAUGGCGCUAGAUACAGCCCGGGAAAUGAUGGAGGAUGAGGAGUUGGAAGACGGGGAGCUUAGCGGCUCUGACACAGAUAUGAGAUCGUCGGGCGCGGGGGACAGAGGGCAGCAGAAAACCGAUUCAAUCGGCACUUCAUUCAGUUACCGAAGUAAUAGUUCCCACUCAAAUAAUGUCCCCUACCGAAUAAUGAAAGGUCUGGACUCAAGCGAAGACAGUGCAUCUGAUUCUGAUGACGAAGAUGGUUCUUCGUGGAAACGUAAGCGGCAGAAGUCUACCCACCCAGCCCCUAAAAUGGCCAGACCUCUUCCUAUAUUGCAGGGCCAACAAAGGCCUAUUAGCACAGGGGGCACAAAACGUAAUAAUGUUUGGGGAGCUGUCCUUCAGGAGCAGACUCAAGAGGCUGUGGCAACUGAAUUGGGUAUUAUGGACAUGGAAGGGCAGCUGGAUAUGAGCAGACAGUCUGAGACAUACAAUUAUGUGCUUGCCAGGAAAUUGAUGGAAAAAUCAACCAAGGAGGAAGAGCUGAAGCUGGACAAAGAAUUAGAUGAGUACAUGCAAGAGGAUAAAGAAUCUGCUCCAAAGGAGGAAAAUGGGCACCUCAAGAGGAAGCGGCCCAUUAAAGAAAGACUGGGAGAAAGGUUAGAAAUGGAGUACAAGGGCAGAUAUGAAAUAACUGAAGCUGACUCAGAAGAUAAAGUCUCUGAUGAAAUUGCAUAUAGACUCCGAGAGCCAAAGAAAGAUUUAAUAGAGCGGGUUGUAAAAAUACUUGGAACCAAGAAGGCUAUUGAGUUGCUUAUGGAAACUGCAGAAGUGGAACAGAGCGGUGGACUCUUCAUUAUGAAUGGCAGUAGGAGGAGGACUCCUGGAGGAGUAUAUCUGAACUUAUUAAAAAAUACACCAAGUAUUACAUCAGAUCAAGUGAAGGAAAUAUUUUAUGUAGAAAACCAGAAGGAAUAUGAGAGUAAAAAGGCAGCCCAAAAGAAAAGGCGGCAUUUAAUUGGGAAGAAGAUGAAGGAAGCCAUCAAAGGCUUUAACUUCCAAGAUCACGACGACACCUCGAGAGAGACGUUUGCAAGUGACACCAAUGAAGCGCUGGCUUCUCUAGAUGACGAACACACGGAAAUGAAAGCAGACACAGAGGAUGCCAUUGAGAUCGACAACUCCCAUGACCUUGAGACUUUUUAAUGGCAUUUGCUGGACAUUGUAAAUGGCUUUAUUACAUUUCAAAGCUGCAAAAUAUAGAACAUUAGGGAGCAAAGCUGUUAAUGAAAGACUGCUGCAUAGGAGAAACAAUAGAUUAGAAAUGAGAAGCAUCGUUUCUAAUUGGUGGCACCACCAUUGUUUUGUUAACUUUGCCUUGUGUUGCCUUUAUUAUCAUACAUAUUAGUGUCCACUAAAAAUCAAAGUUCAAAUAAGCUUUUAUAGUCCUAUACAUUAAAUCUAAUCAUCUAGAAACUGACCGUGACCCAAAACUUCAAACAAAUACAUUUGUCAUGUUGACAUCAGAACAGGAAGUUGGUAGCAUUUUAUUGCCCCAGCAAUCAACCUCCCAUUCAAAGUAAAUUGGAUUUGCCAUGAUCUUGAUCUGUCCUGUCUAGUGACGGGCGCAAAUUACUUGAAAACAUUUUUGUGUUGCGCACUUGUCACCAGACAGGACAAAGCACCAUUUUGGCAUUUCCUAUUCUCUUUUGAAUGGGAGGGAGGUUUAGAAUAUUUUGCCUCCUUCCCUCGGAGUGAUAAAUCACUGGGGCUACUGUGUUCCACUGUCAUUAGCCUGCUAGUUGCUGUGAUUCCAAAACUAUCAAGAAUUGGCCACAAGAAUAUAUACACGACCUCUGAGUUCCUUACAGCUCCACUACAUCACUGCUAGUCACUCUUUCUUCAACCCUCUUAUACAAGUGUGUUGGAGCUGGCUGCUUCAGAACAUUCCACUAUUACCGCCACCUAUAGAACUUUUAAAAGAGGGGCUUCAGCAGGCUCAAACUUCUGCUCGUUGUUAAAAUUAUACAGUGUUGAAGAUAAUAUUUACAUAUUCUAGGGAUGCACUGAAUCUGCGAUUUUGGGAUUUGGCCGAAUUGUGAAAUAUUAAGCCAAAUACUGAGCUGAAUUGAAAUCCUUAUUUGCAUAUACAAAUUGAGCUCAGGAAGGGAGAAAGAGAACCCCGUAUGUAGUUAAAACAAUGUUUAAAUUCCUGUUUGUAUAACGAAAAGUCACGUGACUUUAAGGAUUCGGUUUGGCCAGGCACGAGGAUUCACCCCAAUUCCAAAUCCUGUUGAAAAAGACCAAACAGAAUCCUGAAUUCGGUGCAUUCCUAAUUAAUUCCUGUUCUAGGCAGGUAUUGACUAAUGGCAGAGACACGCGGCAAUUUGGGGAGAUUAAUCACCCGGCGAUAAAUCUCCUCUUCUUCGGGGCAACUAAUCUCCCUGACCUGCCUUCCCGCCGGUGAUUUUCUGGCACUCUGAGCAAUUCGCUUUCCGAAGUUCUUGUGAGGGCGACUAAUCUCCCCGAAUUUCCCGUGUGUGUCUCUGCCCUAAAGGAUUGUGUGCCCCCUGCUAAAAGGAUAUCCGACAUCAAACCUUGGAGUUUUGUGACUGAAAGCAGUUUCUUGAUUUUGUAACUUACAAUAGGGGAAUACUAACCUUAUCGCAGAAUACAAUUAACUACAAUGCUUUUGCUAUUGAACUUGAAUUGUUUUUUGCUUUUGCGAUGUUUAUUAUGUUUAUAAAAUGAAGGCAUUUUACUGCUUCAGUUUAAUUGGAGUAUUUUUUGUUCUUUUAUUUGCAUGUGAUGGGCAUGCUGAAAAGUACAAAGAAUUACAAACUGCCCCCAUAUGUAGAUACAUUUUGCUUUCUCUGCUUAGUUAGUUAGGAACACAAUGUGUGUGCAAUGUCAGUGUCUGGCUGUACCAUCAUUUCAUGGAUUCAUAAUGCCACUACUACACAGUCGCUAUGUUGUACAUGGAGAUCUGAUUAGGUUUUGUUUUUCCAAUGGAGGUAAUAAAUUAUUUAGACACUUUUUCUAAA